AUGAUGACAUCAAGGAGCUUUUGGUGCUCUCUUGUACUGCUGGGGGUUUUCCCACUGGUCACAAGGGGAUGGAUGGAUGUGGACCAGAGCAGGAGCCUGUAUUCGGAUGUGGGGAGGUUGCACCAAGAGGACUCCAGAAGGUUUGAAGUUACAAGAAGAAAAGGGCUGGCGGGGCAGGACGGGCUGCGGGCGCCCUGCGAGGGAAGGUCCUGCGGCCGGGGCAGCAGGUGUGUGCUCAACAGGGACACCCAGCAGCCCGAGUGCCGCUGUGUCGAGGACUGCAAGUCCAGCUACAUGCCCGUCUGCGGAUCUGAUGGCAGGUUCUACGAAAAUCACUGUCAGCUGCAUCGCGCCUCGUGCCUGCAGAGGAAGAAGAUCUACAUUAUCCACAGCAAGGACUGUUUCUUCAAAGGGGACAGCUGCACCGUGGCAGACUACAGCCGGCUCAAGAGCAUCCUGCUGGACCUGCAGGCUCGCCGGCAGAGCCCGCCCAGCAGCCUGGCCAAGGACAGGCUAGCCCAGAAGCGCUUCCUGAUUGAAGAGCUGUUCAAGCACUUGGAUCUGAACAGUGAUGGGCAUCUCAGCAGCUCUGAACUGGCUCAGCCAAUGAAGAAGGAGGACCUGGAGGAUGAUUUACUGGGUUGUACACUUGAAGACCUUCUCCAGUUUGAUGAUUACAAUAAUGAUGGCCACCUGACCCUGCAGGAGCUCUACACAGCCUUCCAGGUGGUUCGGCUGAGCCUGCCGGAGGAGCAGAGGGUCACUGUGACCACCAUCACCGUUGGCCUCAGCGCCGUGCUGACCUGCAGCAUCCGCGGGCCGCUGCGGCCUCCCAUCGUCUGGAAACGCAAUGGCGUCGUCCUCAACUUCCUCGACCUGGAGGACAUCAACGAUUUUGGAGAAGAUGAUUCCCUCUACAUCACCAAGGUAACAACUAUUCACAUGGGCAAUUACACCUGUCAUGCCUACGGCUAUGAAGAGCUGUAUCAGACCCACAUCCUUCAGGUGAAUGUGCCUCCGGUGAUCCGCGUCUACCCCGAAACGCAGGCGCAGGAGCCGGGCGUGUCAGCAAGCCUGAAAUGUCACGCUGAAGGCAUCCCUAAUCCCCGAAUUACCUGGCUAAAGAACGGCAUUGAUAUCAUGCCAAAACUAUCCAAACAACUAUCGCUCCUCGCAAACGGAAGUGAACUUCAUAUCAGUAGUGUUCGCUAUGAGGACACCGGUGCCUACACCUGCAUUGCCAAAAAUGAGGUGGGAGUGGACGAGGACAUAUCUUCCCUUUUCAUCGAAGAUUCAGCAAGAAAGACCCUUGCAAACAUACUGUGGCGAGAGGAAGGCCUGAGUGUUGGGAAUAUGUUCUAUGUCUUUUCUGAUGACGGGAUCACAGUCCUUCAGCCAAACGAAUGUGAAAUCCGGAGACAUAUCAGGCCUGAAGAGAGGAUUUUCACAAGUUAUGAGGAGAUCUGUCCUAGAGUGGAAGGUGAAGACACUCAGUCCUGCCUCUGGGCUUCAGCAGUCAAUGUCAGAGACAAGUACAUUUAUGUGACACAGCCAAAGCAGAACAGAGUAAUGAUAAUUGAUAUCCAGACUCAAAAAGCCAUACAGUCCUUGGAUGUGGACCCAUUACCAACCAAAUUACAUUAUGACAAGUCCCACGACCAAGUGUGGGUACUCAGCUGGGGAGACAUGAGGAAAUCAUCACCCACACUGCAGGUGAUUCCAGACGCAAGCACUGGAGAGGAUCCACAUGUUAUCCACACACCCUUUGAAGGAGUGGAUGAUUUUUUUAUACCACCUACAAAUCUUAUUAUUAAUCAUGUUAGGUUUGGCUUCAUUUUUAACCGCUCAAAACACGCGGUUCACAAGAUUGACCUGGAGACUGUGACCCACAUCAAGACCAUCCACCUGAAAGCCUACGGCUGCGUGCCUCAGGCCAUGGCGUACACUCACCUGGGUGGCUACUACUUGGUGCAGUGCAGGAGGAACCGCUCGGCAGCCGCCUCGCUGCAGCUCGUCAUCGACAGCGUCACCGACGCCGUCGUGGGCCCCAACGGCCGCGUGUCGGGCACGCCCCACGUGUCGCCGGACGGGCGGUACCUGGUCAGCGCGGACCAGGGCAGCGGCAGGAUCACAGUCCAGGCUCUCACUGUCCGAGGGGAAAUCAAGCUGGUUUAUGACUUAAAAACAAACAUACACGUGUCUGAUCUGACAUUUCAGCCCUCCUUCACUGAAGGCAAUCAGUACUAUGUAUAUGCUACUUCACAUUUGCAAACAGAUGUGCUUUUUGUAGAGCUGUCAACGGGGAGAAUGAAUCUGCUGAAGAAUUUAAAGGACCCCAUCACGUCCAAAGACUGGCCCUGGAGCAGCUACAACAGAAUUAUGAAAGACAGUGGAUUAUUUGGACAGUAUCUCAUUACACCAGCUAAAGAUUCCUUGUUUGUUAUAAAUGGGAGGCAAAAUACAUUACGCUGUGAGGUUUCAGGUAUAAGGAGGGGUAACACAGUGGUCUGGGUUGGGGAGGUAUGA
Molecule: messenger RNA, 2526 nt
Organism: Pyrgilauda ruficollis (rufous-necked snowfinch)
Lineage: Eukaryota; Metazoa; Chordata; Aves; Passeriformes; Passeridae
Gene: FSTL4
Product: follistatin like 4
Exons: 15
Coding region: 1-2526 (841 amino acids)
Biological process (GO): multicellular organism development; cell differentiation; regulation of BMP signaling pathway
Molecular function (GO): protein binding; calcium ion binding
Source: RefSeq, a predicted model, not a curated record